Microcebus murinus (gray mouse lemur) is the source of this 2946-nucleotide messenger RNA. The record is from RefSeq and is a predicted model, not a curated record. Lineage: Eukaryota; Metazoa; Chordata; Mammalia; Primates; Cheirogaleidae.
AUGGCGGAGCCUGCCCUUCUCCUCGCCGCCCAGAUGGAGCAGCUGGCCUGGGCGCCCCUGGCCUCACCGUGUCCCCGGAUCCCGAGGGCCCGCAUCGCCCGGGGGCACUGUGCCCAGUGCUGGGCCGACCUGGGCUGCAGCUCUGGCCCCUCCUCGGGCCGAAUGAUUCAGCUUCCCCAGAAGAGUCCCCUGCGACCACGGCCUGCCGGCUGCUCCCCGCCGUCCUCUGCCGAGAGCUUGUCCAUGGAUGGCUUUUGGAUGGAGGUGGAGAGGAUCCAACAGAGGGAUGAGCUGAGAGAGGAGGACAGCAGUGACGGCCAGCUCCCAGAGGAAGGGGAAGCUGAAUCCCAGUGGCUGCAGGACACAGGCCUGUCGGGUCUCCUUGGUGGCCUGGGCUUGGACAGUGAUCACCGGGAGCUCCUGUCCACCCUGACACAAACCCAGGUGGCCGCUGUGUGCCGCCGGCUGGACAUCUAUACCCGCUCAGCCCGAAGACGGCACAAGGCACCUAUCAGAGAUGUCAGGGACGUCUUUGGAGUCUUUAAUGCAGGGGGAGUGUCUUCAGAGAAUGGGGACUCAGGUGUGAAAUGGACCCAGCUCAGUUGUGGGGCUUCCAAGUCUCCUCCAGCAGCAGCAGAGCCUGGGAGGCCACAGGAGCAGGCUGGGCGGGAAGAAGCCUUCAACAUGGACUCUGCCUACUCGGAACAAGCCGCAGCGCUCCUGCAGAGGGCCAGGCCAUCCUCAGGAGGCACCUGUGCCUGGGGCAAGGGCUCCCUGCCGAAGUUCCGAAUCCACAAAGGCAGACUUGGCGUGACGAGGAUAGCAGACUUGUCCCCGCAGGAUAUGAAGAAGGUCCCUCCUCUGGCCCUCAUAGAGCUGACUGCACUCUGCGACGUCCUGGGCCUGGACCUGAAGAGGAGCAAGGCGGGGAAGUGGAAAGCGGCGGACACUCGCCUCUUCGGCGUGCCCCUCGAUAGCCUGUUAGAAGCUGACCACAAAGUCCGCCCCAGCGCACAGGUCCCGCUGGUCCUUCAAGCCCUGCUGUCCUGUUUGGAAAAGAGAGGGCUGGACACGGAAGGCAUCCUCAGGGUGCCUGGAUCCCAGGCCAGGGUCAAGGGGCUGGAACAGAAGCUGGAGAGGGACUUCUACACUGGCCUUUUUAGCUGGGACGAGGUUCAUCACAACGAUGCGUCCGACUUGCUCAAAAGGUUCAUCCGGAAGCUGCCAGCGCCUCUGCUCACCGCCGAGUACCUCCCAGCCUUCGCCGUGGUGCCCAACAUCCCGGACCUGAAGCAGCGUCUGCAGGCCCUGCACCUGCUCAUCCUCCUCCUCCCGGAACCCAACAGGAACGCCUUGAAGGCACUCCUGGAAUUCCUCAGGAAGGUGGUGGCCCGGGAACAGCACAACAAGAUGACCCUGUGGAACGUUUCCACGGUGAUGGCCCCUAAUCUCUUCCUGCACCAGGGGCGGCCGCCCAAGCUGCCCAAGGGCCAGGAGAAGCGGCUGGCAGAGGGCGCGGCCGAGGUGGUGCAGCUGCUGGUGCACUACCAGGACCUGCUGUGGACGGUCGCCUCUUUCUUGGUGGCCCAGGUGCGAAAACUGAACGACAGCAGCAGCCGGCGCCCCCAGCUCUGCGAUGGGGGCCUCAAGACUUGGCUGCGGAGGAUACACGCAGACAGGGACAAGACGGGGGACUGCCCGGAGGCGACUCUCAAGGUGGCGAAGAUCCAGGUGGCCUGGCCUACCAGUGACGUCCUGAAGGUGCCUCUGACCCCCAGCACCAGAGUGGCCCACGUCCUGAGGCAGUUCACAGAGCGCAGCAGCCUUGGUUCAAAGGGUCGAGAGGGCAGUGAGGACACGGACAGCCUCCUCCAGCGCCGCCGGUCCAUGAAGUCGGCCAACAUCCUCCUUUAUGAAGUUGGAGGAAAUAUAAGUAAGUCCCUCUUGGGAAGUGGGUCCAGAGCCCAGGUCCCUGGGAGUUCUUUGACUCUGAAGGCUCACUGGGCCCCUCUGGGGGAGGCCAGAGUCCUGCUCAGGCCUGUCUCCAGUGAAACCAAGUGGAGCUCUGCUGUGAGGUCAAAGGUCAGCCUGGGCGCACCUUUGAAAUCCAUCCUACAGCUUGGAGUUUUGCCCAGAGCUGGCCUCAGGCUUCAUCUUUAGUGUGAAGGUGGUCAGUGCCACCAGCGAAAUUGAUGCUUCUGGGACAUCUAGCCGGGGUGGACCUCACCCCAGGCCCAUGGGCCACAGAGCCCUUAAGGAAUUCUGCCAACAUAUGGCUAGCUCUUAGCGGUCCCUGGCUUUGUGGAAACCAAGGAUGGGCAGCUGUUGCGUUCUCUUAGAGCAGUGACCCCCAAACUUCAGCAGUGCAUCAGAAACACAGGCCUGCGUGGGGCCAGAGAACGUGCGUUUCUAACAAGGUCCCAGGUGAUGCUGGUGCUGCUGGUCCCUGGGCCACAAGAGAGCCGCUGGCUGUGAACCAGAGGCCGAGACAAGGCUUCAGGGUGGCACAUGCGUUUUUGAGGGGUGCUCCUUCGGGAGGGAGCCAGCGUGAUCCGAAUCCCGGGGCUUGGCCUGAUCCACAAGGGGGCGCUGGAGCGUAAAUUGCAUCAGAGUCGUUUCAGUUUGAGGCAGGGAGGCUGGGCUUUGGUACCUCUGCAUCAGUCAUUGGCUGUGGGCUGCCCGGGGGAGGCGGGCAUACCUUCCCCGGGAGGUCCUCCAUCCGCAGAGGUCACUUUUGCAGAGCAGCCACGGCUCACGCAGCAGGGCAGGGGACAGUGCGUUGCCCAGAGAAGGGCUCUGGGCAGGGCAACAGCAUCCUCCACUGCCAACCCCUCCGCCUCCUUCGCGCCUUCUUCCCACAGGCGAGCAUCGCCUGGACCCGGAUGCCUACCUCUUAGAUCUGUACCGCGCCAACCCCCACGGCGAGUGGGUCAUUAAACAGAGCCC